AUGAAAGACAGCCCUGAUUCAUCAAUUGACAAAGGUGUGGAUAUAAAGAUUAUAAAAUUGACUAUUACACCAUGGACCUUGUUCAAGGAAUAUACACCAUGGUUCACAUUGGACAAGUGUGAUCCAGAAUCAUUGACAACAAAAGCAAUAUUCAAACAAGACACCCUUGGCACUCCCAAGUUUAAAAAACUGGAAGAUGAACAUCAAUCUGAUGCUAUUGGGUUUUCAGUUUAUGUUGUCAACUAUGUAGAAAAAAUCAUACAAGUUUUGACA
Messenger RNA from Entrophospora candida, 273 nucleotides. The record is from the annotation of a GenBank genome assembly. NCBI's taxonomy places the organism in Eukaryota, Fungi, Glomeromycota, Glomeromycetes, Entrophosporales, Entrophosporaceae.